UGUAGCUUGCAGGUUUAUUCAAUAAGGCAACACAGAGGCGCUCGGUCCUGUUCUUGUUCAGUGUUUAUACGGUGUCUUCUAUUUGUAGAAAUAAACUAAUGAAAACAAUCUAUUUAUUUAGCGAAGGUUGUGUAAAUAUAUAAAUCUGCAUUUUUACAAUGGAUAUGAGAUGCUGCCUGUUUCUCCGCUUUGCUCCGCUUGCUAUUUGUGCCAUUUUAUGUACUGUGGACAUUUCUGCUUGUGAAAAACAAUAUCUCAAUGAAUGGGCAGCGGAGAUCCCCGGAGGUCCUGAUGCUGCCAGAGCUAUAGCUGAAGAAUUAGACUAUGAAUUAGUCAGACAGAUUGGAUCACUUGAAAACCACUAUUUAUUUAAACACCAAAGUCACCCAAGAAGAUCUAAAAGAAAUGCAGAUCACUUAACCAAGAGGCUAUCGGAGGACGAAAGAGUGUCUUGGGCAGAGCAGCAGUAUGAGAAGCAGAGAAGGAAACGGACUCCCCUUCGAGACUGUACAGACUGCGCAGUGGAGAAGCUGUUUGAUGACCCAAUGUGGAACCAGCAGUGGUACCUGCAAGACACAAGGACCUCACCCUCACUGCCCAAACUGGACCUCCAUGUUAUCCCAGUAUGGAAGAAGGGAAUUACAGGCAAAGGCGUCGUCAUAACAGUGCUGGACGAUGGGCUGGAAUGGAACCACACCGACAUCUUCAGGAACUACGAUCCAGAAGCAAGCUUUGAUUUCAAUGAUAACGAUCCAGAUCCCUUUCCACGAUACGACCCAACCAAUGAAAACAAGCACGGCACCAGGUGUGCAGGAGAGAUCGCCAUGCAGGCGGAUAACAAGAAGUGUGGAGUAGGGGUGGCUUACAACUCAAGAGUAGGAGGGAUUAGGAUGCUGGACGGGAUAGUGACAGACGCCAUUGAGGCCAGCUCCAUUGGGUUCCACCCGGAUCAUGUGGACAUCUACAGUGCCAGCUGGGGGCCCAACGACGACGGCAAAACUGUGGAGGGGCCUGGGCGGCUCGCACAGAAGGCCUUUGAGUACGGCAUUCAGAAGGGCCGUGGUGGAAAAGGCUCCAUCUUUGUGUGGGCGUCCGGGAACGGGGGCCGUCAGGGGGACAACUGUGACUGUGACGGCUACACAGACAGCCUUUACACCAUCUCCAUCAGCAGUGCUUCACAGCAGGGCCUGUCUCCCUGGUAUGCAGAGAAGUGCUCCUCAACGUUGGCUACAGCCUACAGCAGUGGGGACUACACUGACCAGAGGAUUACCAGUGCAGAUCUUCACAAUGAAUGCACCGAGACCCACACCGGGACCUCUGCCUCAGCACCAUUGGCUGCAGGGAUCUUCGCCCUCGCUCUUGAACAAAACCCCAACCUCACCUGGAGGGAUCUGCAGCACUUGGUGGUCUGGACCUCGGAGUACGACCCUUUGUCUAGCAAUCAGGGCUGGAAGAAGAACGGGGCGGGGCUAAUGGUCAACAGCAGGUUUGGAUUCGGCCUUCUCAACGCUAAAGCACUGGUCGACCUGGCUGACCCCGAAGUCUGGAAGCAUGUGCCAGAGAAGAAGCAAUGCAUUGUCAAAGACGAGACCUUUGAACCCAGGGCUUUGAAAGCUGCUGGCGAAGUCAUCAUCGAAAUCCCCACGAAAGGUUGUGCUGGCCAAGAAAAUGUCAUUAAAUCCCUGGAGCAUGUUCAGCUAGAGUCCAGCAUUGAGUACACUCGGAGAGGAGACCUUCGCAUUACUCUGAUAUCCCCUUUAGGUACAAGUGCAGUUCUGCUGGCAGAGAGGGAGAGGGACACCUCUUCCAAUGGCUUCAAGAACUGGGACUUCAUGUCAGUGCACACCUGGGGGGAGGACCCUACAGGGACCUGGACAUUAAGCAUAACCGAUGUGUCAGGAAGAAUGGAGAAUGAGGGCAGGAUUGUGAACUGGAAGCUGAUCUUACACGGGACAACCACGAAGCCGGAUCACAUGCAGAAGCCACGGGUUUACACCCCUUACAACACCGUGCAGAAUGACAGGAGAGGAGUGGAGAAAAUGGGCGACUCCCAGGAGGACACCACAGAAGACAGCGAGCCCUUGAAAGAGAAACACCGGGAGGACACAGCUGCCGAUGCCAAGAUGGAGGAGAGGGCACCUUCGGAAGCCCUGAUGAGGCUGCUGCAGAACGCCUUCAACAAAAAGACUGCCCAAAGCGAGAGCCGUAACAAAGAGCAGUUCCGCAUCCCCUAUCACAACUUCUACCAAGUGCUUGACAAACUAAACAAGCAUUCCCAGCAGCAGGACUCCGAGGACAGCCUGUACAACGAUUACAGCGACGCUUUUUACAAUAACAAGCCCUACAGGUACAGGGAUGAUAAACUGCUGCAGGCCUUCUUUGACAUUCUAGCCCAAGAUAACCAAUAGGUGUCCACGUGUUGAAAAUGAUCACCUGCCAGAGCUCCAUCCAGGGUUAAUUCUGAGUUUUAGUUACUUAAUAUACAGUAUCAACAAAAGAGAGUAUUGGGCUGCAUAGCCAGGGUCACACAGCAGAGUCAAUGUUCUGAAUCUGGAGUGUGGAGUUGGCUCAUAGCCCAUUAUGUUUGAAAUCUAAUACGAAACUAAACUGGCUGUCAGUAGCUUACAGAAAGUACUUCAUUGUGUUCCUGACAAGGCUACAGUCAUUUGUAGAUUUUGCAUUAAAAUCAAGUGAAUUUCAUGAGGUAAAGUUUGAUAAGGGUUGUUUUUUAUUUUUCAAUACAAAACGUUUGCCAAUUAGAAAUGUAAUGCUGUUUACUGAACCAGCAGAAGAGGGUAGUCAUUAAAAAACAUGAACUGCCACACAUACCGAUUUAUAUUUGAAUUCAUAUCAAGCAAAUAUCAACGGAAGCGGCUUCAAAAAUAAUUUUUCUCUAAAGGCAGAUUUAGAGAAAAAUGAUAACUUAGUACCAGAACGACGGAACUCAGAACCACUCAGAAUUAAUACAAACACCACAAGAUAGGCAUUGCAUGCUCUUAUUAAUCAGUUUAUUACAUUUUUGUAAAGACAGAUAGGCCAUCCUUGCAGGCAUUUUUAACACUCACUAGCAUAUCAGAGUUUUAGAGUACAGUAAAUACCUACUUACAAGACAGCGUGAUUUCAUUAUGUGGUUUCUUCGGAAGUACAGUUAGGUGAUUGUGUCAAUCAAAGUGGUACGUAAGAUACUGUACCCCUGGAUCUGUGUAGGUACCAACUAUCUGUACAAAAUACACAUUCAAAUGAGGUGGUAUAGAAAAUAAGUCAUAUUUACGAUUUUCCAAUAAGAUAAAUCCUUGAUCUUUCUCUGUCUUUCCUGGUGUGCCGUGAAGAUAUAUAUUAUUUUGAUUUCCGACGCAGGUUCAUUCAUUUUACAUUAUGUUUAAUGGGGUUGCUAACUGCCACAACUCACUUGGGCUCUAAAAAAAAUCCAGUUCUUUCCUCUAAUUAAAGCAUUGUCACUGUGUCUCCCUUUUUUCUUCUGUUGAAGAUCUUUUGGUUCUUUGCUCGUAGUUUUUAUUUUAAUUUGGACGAUGCAGAUGCUAGACAAUGCUAGAGUUGAAAACUCCCAUAUGCUUCCUGGGUUCUUAAUUGAUUCACAUGUUGUGUAUUGAACUCAAUAUAAAGGUCUCUCUGCAAUCAUAUCAUGUGACAUGCGUGAUUGCAGUUUCUCUACAGUGAAAUAUGUGCAGAUCCUGAGUUAACAUAAAAAACUUAAAGACUCUCGGCACAAAAAAGGCAGACCAGUGGCAAUGUAAAUAAAGCUAACAAGAGGUGACAAAGUACUGGUAACUAACUAAUAUUCUCUCUUCCAAGUCUGGGUUGUCCAAUAUGUAUACAUUUGUUGUUUAUCGUCUUUGAUAAUGUUUGUAUAAAUAUUUGCAAAACAACUAAAUUCAUAUUGACCAUAAACCGCAUGAAUACUUUUUUGAGAAGCUCCAAUCCUUUUUCAGGGGUUGAAAAGUUUGACACCUUAUUUGAUAGAAUCAAUACAGGGAUUAAUUGCUAAUUCCAUAAUGAUACAGCCCCCUGGAAGUUUCAACUUUAUCAUCUCCCAUUAUAAUCUCAUUUAAGACAACUCAGCUUGCUGGUGCGAUUACUGCUGGAAGCUGCUGCCUGAUUAAACAACAAAUAUAUGAAAGUAAGACUUUUAUUUUAGGGUUAGGGCCUGGUGUUCUAAAGCUGGUAAAUGUACAAUAGUUACUAUUCAAUCUAUAAAUAUAAAAUAUAAGUUUAACAUAUAUUGUAUACAUGACCUUGUUUAUCCGAAAUGCCAUCUAACAGAGUAUUGAUUGUUCUGAGAACAUUACCAUUAUAAUGUUGAGUCCAAUGUAACUGCUAUGAAGUUAUUGUACUGUAUUUUGAAGUGUAUACUCAAUGUCAUUUAACAAGAAAGAGAUUAGGUUCUUAGUUGGUUUCAAGAUCCUAAAACAAUGACCACUUUAUUUGGGAAUGCUCUGUAUCCUGGGACAGACCUGUGGCAGGUAAAUAUUUUCAACCUGUAAACUUGAUGUAUUGUGUAGAGUAUUUUUAUUGUUGUUGUCUUAGUGCCUCCUGUGAUUUUUCUGUGAAAAAAGAAAUGUGAAUGCAUAAAAAUCUUCUAAAUUAUAUUUUCAAAAUAUAUUUUCUUUACUUAUUUAUAGUACUGUAUACCUGAAACA
This is a messenger RNA of Polyodon spathula (Mississippi paddlefish), 4658 nucleotides long. RefSeq names its product neuroendocrine convertase 1-like. The record is from RefSeq and is a predicted model, not a curated record. Gene Ontology annotation, cellular component: Golgi membrane; trans-Golgi network. Gene Ontology annotation, molecular function: serine-type endopeptidase activity. Bases 159 to 2408 code for a protein of 749 amino acids. Lineage: Eukaryota; Metazoa; Chordata; Actinopteri; Acipenseriformes; Polyodontidae. Gene Ontology annotation, biological process: protein processing. The transcript is spliced from 14 exons.